AUGACGGGCCGCCGGAGGGAGCUGGACCAGCCCAGCCAGGUCGGCAGCAGCUUUGAGCUGGACCAGCCCAGCCAGGUCGGCAGCAGCUACGGGGCAGCGGUGCUCUGCGCGGUGGCCGGCUGUGACCACCGUGCGUGCCACGCAGGCCCCUUCCAGGUGGCCUACAUCGGUAUUGAUGCGAUUGAAGAAGAUGGCGGAUGUUUUGUGAGCGCAUGCGUGUCCUUGCCGAUGACGGCUGAUUGGAGCAAGCCGUGCUCUCAUUCUCGUCUUGAUAAGUGGGGCGAGCCGUGCUCUGCUCUUCAUGUUGGUGGGUACACUCCAUCCUGGGACGAAAUGGCACCUGUCUUUGUCGAAGGCGCACUUUACGUCAAUCUCGUGUACUAUCAGGAAGAUUAUCACAUUGUAAUUCUCAAGUAUGACCUGGUAUCUAACUGCUUAUCGCUGAUUGAUCCACCGUUGGCUGGGCCUUUCAAUCUCAAUGCCGCUAGCCUCAUGGCGAUGGAUGAUAACAGUUUGGGGUUUGCACAUGUGGAUAAGGUAACCCUCCAAUUGUGGUCAAGGCAGACGGGUUCCGACGGCAUUGCCUCAUGGACUCAGCGUUCUGUCAUCAAUCUUAAUAACCAUCUCCCCAUUCAAAAUCCCAAUGAAAGACUUAGACUGAUUGGAUCUGUGGAGGGCAGUGAUACCAUUUUCGUGACCAUGGGCCUUGACAUCUACGAGCUUAAUCUCAAGACAUUUCGGUGGAAGAAGCUGCAGAAGAGAGAAAAGCUUCUUGGUUUGAUUCCAUACAUGAGUUUCUACCAUCCACAAGGUAUAUUUGUAUCUAUGUGUCCUCUCAUUUGUGAUUCAGGAACAACUCUUAAGUGA
Triticum turgidum subsp. durum (durum wheat) is the source of this 867-nucleotide messenger RNA. The record is from the annotation of a GenBank genome assembly. Lineage: Eukaryota; Viridiplantae; Streptophyta; Magnoliopsida; Poales; Poaceae.